This is a messenger RNA of Triticum dicoccoides, 1913 nucleotides long. RefSeq lists its product as uncharacterized. Lineage: Eukaryota; Viridiplantae; Streptophyta; Magnoliopsida; Poales; Poaceae. The record is from RefSeq and is a predicted model, not a curated record. The coding region runs from base 400 to 1113 and encodes 237 amino acids. The transcript has 7 exons.
AUACUAAUAAAAUAAUGCACAAAUUGUUUUUCAUCUCAUUUCUUUGACAUAUGGUUUUAUAACCCGGCCCAAACCUGUUACACAGGGCCCACCGGUCAGACACACCCACUCGCUGAUUCAAGGGGGCCACCACUCAGCUAUACUGCGGCUACCCAAGCUCCUGCGCCGGCUUCCUCUGCUCCACUCCACUGCCAUCCGCCCGCCGUGACAAGAAAGCAGAGCAGCUGCGUCGCCGACCGGCCAGCUCCAUCUCCGCGAUUCCUUCCAUGGCCGGCGGUGGAGGCGCUCGCCGCCGGCCGCGCGCGGCUGGAGGCCGUGAACGCGCUGCAGCACGAGUCCUGGGAGGCCCGCGACGUCCUCCUCCAGUGCCGCCUCCUCCAGGCGGAUGAGAACACGAGGAUGUGGGAGGCAACGUGCAUGGCCCAGCAGCCCUCCGGCGAUGACCGGAUGUUCGCCGAACCCCUAAAGAGUGAAAAUGAGGAUUUAAAAGAUUUCAUACAAGUCUUGGAGCUGGAGAACGAGGAGCUUAAGAUAAGAGUGAAGGAAAUUGAAAGUGGCGCAGGGCACUGCCUAAAUGCCGCAGGCCAUGAGCACAUUGCAGGAGAUCUAGAAGCAGUGCUAAGACGAUUGAACCAAGCUCAUGAGGCACUGAUUGCAGACAAGGAUAAGGAAAUUUCAGCACUGAUUGCAGACAAGGAUAAGGAAAUUUCAGCACUGAUUGCAGACAAGGACAAGGAAAUUUCUGCACUAAUUGCAGAAAAGGACCUCGUGCGAGAGCAGUUUACGACACUGGAGCGGGACUAUGCUGACCUUCGUAGCUACAGCAGUAAACAGGCAGCACAAGUUACUGAAGCAAAGCAAGAGCUUAAGCGGCUGCAAGUGGCAUCCCAGAAGAAGGAUGAUAAGAUUCACAAACCGCGAGCACGAGCAAAAGCAGUUGAAGCCAAAAGGAAGGUGCUUCCUGAGGAUAAGCGACAGGAGAUGACCUGUAUGCCCAAGGAGACAGAUGGGCAAACUGAAAAAUGCAAAGAUGGGCAGCUGAGACUAGUGAAAAGUGCAACAAGGAUACGAGUGAGACACACACAAAGAAUUGUUCACAAGGUCCUGGUUUAAGGGGGGAAGAAAUGAAAAUUUGUUCUUCUAAGCAAAUGCUAGCAAAAGAUGGGCAACCUCAGACUAGCCUGAAGCGCAAGUGCGUCACUUCCUCCUUACCAAAUUAUAAUGAGCAGAAUGCAAAUGAUGAGGAAAAGAGUAAUCAAGUUCUAGAGCCUCUCAACAAGAAGAGGGUACCAGAGAAAGGGGAAGUGGAGCAAGAUGACAGUAAGGUCAAACUCGCCAACGGUGAAAGCAAUCGGCCUGCCCAGCAGUCGAUGAACGACAUGCUCCUCAAGAUCCGUGCCGUGAAGGAUAGUUUGAGGGACAAACCUGGCAAGUUUGAGGAGUCGAUGAUAAACGCCGCGAUCCUCUACGUCCAUGCCGUGAAGGAUAGUUUCAGGGACAAACCUGACAAGUUUGGGGAAUUCUUGGCGCUCCUGCGCGGAGUCUAUAGCAAGAGGAUCGAUGCUCGAGCCUUCGCCAGCGCCUUGAAGGUCCUGUUCGACGGGCGCCCUGAACUCAUCCUUCAGUUCAAUACGUUCAUGACAUCGUAGUUCAAUACCAGACCGAGCUUAGGAAAGACGACAGGGCUGGUUUAAUGAAAUGUGGCCAUCAGUCCCGGCUAGCUAGGAGCAGAUGAACUGAUAACUGCUGCCACUUUUUUUGUAGACUGAUGAAGUUCCAGUCUUCCAUUUUGCUGGUCUUGCCGUGUGUGAAUUCGUUUCCGGAAGCUGAAAAAGUAACGUGUAAAUUAUCUAUUAGGACUCUCUGCCUAUUUUCCACUGUUUUCUCAACAUAAAAAUGAGGCUGCUUUUGAA